AGUAAAAUACAGCAAAUACAGCAAACCGAGUAAGCUGGAGCAAGCUGAGAUAAAAUGAUGCUGGCAGGUCUAUAUAAACGACCGUCUGAGGAACUUGGAGACAGACAGACUGAGGAAUAAAAUGCGGUCUGUGCACAGGACGAGGCCAAAUAUCGCGCACUCUGGCAGUCAGGCAGAAAUCGGACUGCAAGUGGGCUGUUUCAAGGCUUCAUUGGCCCAGCAUGUGAAGAGCAGCACGAUGCGGGUCAGGUCGGAAGUACCUGGCCUGAACCUUGAUUUCCUUAUAUUCCGUCCCUUGCUUCUUAUCUAAUUCUCUUUCUGCUGUAUCGUUUCCUAUCCGAAUUGACUGUUCUCAAUUGAUUGUUUAAAAUGGCGCCAAGCAUCGCGUACCCCGCACCUUCAGCUUCACUUUCACCUUCACCAUUACACACACUCUCGAAAAAACCUCAAAUCAACAUUGACAUCGUCGAACUUACUGAAAAUACGGAUUCGGUUUCAGACUCCACCGCUGUCCAACCCGUUGACCCUCUGGACUCAGAGCGAGCCCGCCUCCGCGCCCACCUGGGCCUCGACUCCCCCGCCCCCCAGAUCCAGCCCCUCUUCUUCAUAGAACAAGCUCCUAACACAACCUCCAACCUUCCAGUACAAUGUAGCCUCCCAGGUUGCACUGCGGGCAUAGAGCCCAACUCUCUCCGUCUAGCACUGAACCCAGGCAUGAGCGGGGAUAUCUGGUUCCGCUCUUCUUCUGACUACUACCACAUCCCCUGCUUCGAACGCCUCGCGGAUUUCACCCAGUCGUGCUAUCUCGAUCGCAUUGUCCCGCUUACCAGAAAUACAUUCAAGCUGCGCGGUUUAAAAAUCUCGUCUGUCUCCGACGGAUCAUACCUCCUAACUGGUGGCGCAGAGCGUCUCAUCCUGGAGUGGAAGAUAACGCGGGGCAUGGAAAUCGAUAAACGGGACGGGGUGUACGAUGAGGCGUUUUAUCGACUGGACCCCGAUGUAAAUGAUCUGCUGUAUAAAGCUGGUAGUAGCGGGUUUUGGCCGACUGGAAGACCAGGGGGCUUAGAUGUCUUUGAGUACUAUACUCUGGCGCGCACGGUUGCUGUUAAUGAGUGUAGCAGGGAAGAGGAGUGGAACUUGUUUGAGCAGUUCCUGGGACAGAAUAAGCGAGAAGGCGUCUGGGGCAGGCAUGAUCUGAGUGCCAUGUUGGGGAAGUGGCAAGAGGCUGUGAAUCUUGCGCUGCAGGAGAGUAAACACGGCCAGGACAUGGACGGACUCAGUGCGACUGCUGUCAAGGCGAUCCGGCGGCUUUCGACGGUUCCAACACCACAAAUUGGGCUUAACUGCAUAUAGUUACUCGUAGGAUUACUACGUAAGCGUGCUAGGUUGGCGUUGGUAUUUCGGGAAAAGCGAUAGAAUAAUAGAAUGAUAUACUUGGAUUAUGGGAUAACCAAUAUGAAGCUUUGACUGUUGAUCCUCGGCAGCAUCCGUGAUUGUCCCCAGAUUUCGAUUGAGU
Molecule: messenger RNA, 1516 nt
Organism: Aspergillus versicolor CBS 583.65
Lineage: Eukaryota; Fungi; Ascomycota; Eurotiomycetes; Eurotiales; Aspergillaceae
Exons: 3
Coding region: 370-1353 (327 amino acids)
Source: RefSeq, a predicted model, not a curated record